AUAAAGGAAACGAACGAAGACAAGAAACGAUUCAUAGUCAAAACAAUGGAGAGCACGAAAGGUGACUCUUCUACCUCGGGAUACAAGUUCGCCGGAGUUAGCAUUGACGAAGGAAAAUCUAAGCCGGUGAUAUCUACCGAUGGUUUGUUCGGAAGAAGAGACAUGAUUAAAGUCGUGUUGUUGGUCACGACCGUGACACUUUCUUGCCUUUUGUUCUAUAAAUCUGCAAAUAAUCCCCUCAACAUGGUGUCUCUAUGGAAGACCGAUUGUUAUUCUUCAAAAACCAUUAACGAGACUUCCUUAGAAACGGUGCAAAAGAGGGAACCGGUAUCAGAACUAGAGAGAGUACUGAUGAAUGCGGCUAUGGAGGAUAACACGGUGAUCAUCACGGCGUUAAACGAAGCAUGGGUCAAACCAAACUCAACUUUCGACGUGUUUCGAGAGAGUUUCAAAGCCGGUAUAGGAACAGAGAUACUAUUGAAACACGUGAUCGCGGUUUGCUUGGAUAAACAUGCAUACGAUCGGUGCAUAGAGGUUCAUCCUCAUUGCUACUUGAUUAACGUCACAGAUUCAGACCAACUCUCCGGUCCAAACCGGUUUAUGACGCCUGGUUACUUGAAACUCAUUUGGCGGCGAAUGGAUCUUCUUAAGGAAGUUCUUGGAUUAGGAUACAACUUCAUCUUCACGGAUGCAGAUAUCUUGUGGCUUAGAGACCCAUUUCCCCGGUUCUUCCGAGACGCCGACUUUCAGAUAACAUGCGAUGAUUACAAUGGAAAGCCAUCAGACAAGAAUAACCACGUGAACUCGGGAUUCACAUACGUUAAAGCAAACAACAGAACGUUGAGUUUUUACAAGUUCUGGAUCAGAUCGAGUCGAAAGUUCCCUGGAAAACACGAUCAAGAUGUGUUCAACCUCAUAAAAAACAAACAGUUUGUCUUGAAACUUGGAAUCAACAUUAGGUUUCUUGACACGGUUUACUUUGGAGGGUUUUGCCAGCCGAGCAGGGACAUCAACGUGGUUAACACAAUGCAUGCUAAUUGUUGUAUUGGUUUGGACAACAAAGUGAAUAAUCUGAAGGCUGCUCUUGAAGACUGGAAACGAUAUGUAUCGUUGAAUACGACCGUGUCCGAGACUAAAUGGAAUAUUCCACCUAAGUGUGGUUAUUAAUGGUUGUGAGUGAUGGUAGUCGUAGAUUACUGUUAUUAUCUAGUUUCGUGAAGGACAUUUCAAUGGUCAUAACCGGAGUUUAUUGCUGUUCUUGAUUUUAUUUGGAGAUUUAUGUAAUCAAAUUAACAAAGAAUUCCCCCGCAUGUUUUAGUACAAAAAGCCCUUGCUUUGAUUUUUAUUAAAAAAUUAUUGCUACUCUUAACUCA
Messenger RNA from Brassica oleracea var. oleracea, 1373 nucleotides. RefSeq lists its product as uncharacterized. The coding region runs from base 46 to 1167 and encodes 373 amino acids. The transcript has 3 exons. NCBI's taxonomy places the organism in Eukaryota, Viridiplantae, Streptophyta, Magnoliopsida, Brassicales, Brassicaceae. The record is from RefSeq and is a predicted model, not a curated record.